CGUCUCCUUUCUCUUCUUCCCCACUGCGAAAUUCAGUUCCAUUUCGUCGCGUCCCGUCCCGUCCCGCCCCGCCCCGUCCGACGUUAGCGAGAGUGGCGACGCAGCGGUACAGACAUCUGAACGAACCAUAUAUGUAUAUAUAUGUAGUAUAUAGAGGCAGAGAGAGAGAGAGAGAGGAGUGAGGAGGAGGAAGAAGGGCUUUGGGGGGGUUUUUGGUUUUCUUUCUGGGUCGAGAAAGGGAAAAGAAAAUUUGCAGACUGUUUACUUUUCGAUCCCUCCCGAACCGACUUGUCCGCUGGUUUUUGUUUCUGUCCCGAAUUUUACGCUUCUUUUUGGCUGAUAUAUACGUUGAUAUAUGUUGCUUUUAGAUAUAUUCGAGUGUGUAUUUAUGCAUAUUCAUGUAAUCUCUAUGUCUGUCUUUUAUACGCAUUUUCAAACCGUUUUCUGUGAAACCCUCGACACCAUUUGCGCUGUAUCUGUUCCUUGUCUAAACCCUUGUCUCUGUAGAAUUCAGAUAUCGUCUUCGCAUGGGCGAUGCUCCGGCUAGUUCUCAGCCGCCGGACGACGUCGUGCCGGAAGAUGGCCCAUUUAUGGCGCCGAACCCUGAUCCUUUGUCGAUUCCGGCGGAGAGUUGGGUGGUAGCUGAGAAAGCGACCAGAGAAGUGAUUGGCUGCAUCCACCCCACUAUGGACUCAGACGAGAAGAGGAAGGAUGUGAUUGAAUAUGUCCAGAGACUCAUCAGAUGUUCGCUCGGAUGCGAGGUUUUCCCAUAUGGUUCUGUGCCACUGAAGACAUACCUUCCUGAUGGAGAUAUUGAUCUGACUGCCCUCAGCCGUCUUACUGUUGAGGAAACUUUUGCCCGUGAUGCAUUUUUUGUUCUACAAGGGGAAGAAUGGAAUGAAAAUGCUGAAUAUGAAGUGAAGGAUACACAAUUCAUUGAUGCUGAGGUUAAACUUGUGAAGUGCUUGGUGCAGAAUAUUGUUGUGGAUAUAUCCUUCAAUCAGCUAGGAGGCCUUUGUACGCUAUGCUUUCUCGAGCAGGUUGAUCGUCUUUUUGAAAAAGAUCAUCUAUUCAAGCGUAGCAUUAUUCUGAUUAAGGCUUGGUGCUAUUAUGAAAGCCGUAUUCUUGGUGCUCAUCAUGGUUUAAUUUCUACAUAUGCUUUGGAAACACUGGUCUUAUAUAUUUUCCAUCUGUUUCAUGCAUCGUUAAAUGGGCCUCUGGCGGUUCUCUACAGAUUUUUGGAUUACUAUAGCAAUUUUGAUUGGGAAAACUACUGUAUUAGUUUGAAAGGUCCUGUUAACAAAUCUUCCUUGCCUGAUAUAGUUGUUGAGAUGCCAGACACAGUGGGGCAUGAUUCAAUGCUUACUGAAGAAUUUCUUAGAAACUGCAUGGACAUGUUCUCAAGUCCAUCAAGGGGGCUUGAAACAAACUCACGAUCAUUCCCCCCAAAGAAUUUGAAUAUUAUUGAUCCCCUGAAAGAACAUAACAACCUUGGGCGGAGUGUCCACAGAGGUAAUUUUUAUCGAAUUCGUAGUGCCUUGAAGUAUGGGGCUCGGAAGCUUGGUCAGAUCCUUCUAUUACCAAGAGAAAGAAUAGCAGAUGAGAUUAAGAGGUUCUUUGUGAACACUCUGGAGAGGCAUGGAUGUAAUUCAGGCAGUUUGUCCUUGUCAACUCAUUAUCUGAACUCAUUAGGUCUCGAUGUGGGCAGUAACAUACAAUUCGGAGAUAAUGAUCUAGACCCAUACUUGAUGAGGGACUAUGCUUUCCAGAUGGCGUCACAAAUGCCCUGCUCUAUACCUGAUUUCUAUGUCCCUGGGUCAUCUACGCGUACUGGGAAGCUGGAAAACAGGAAGUUGAGCGAAGUAAACACAGCAAAUGUUGAUAAGAAAAUGCAAUCUGACCUGGAGCACGGGGAGUAUCUGGGGGCUAGUAAUGGAGUUUAUUUUGGUUGCAAUAAUCAUGAGAGUUUGAGCUCUAUUGGUUCAGGAAUCUCAAGUCCGGAUGUUCUUUUUCCAGAUGAUUUGACCCACCUUCAUCUUAGGGAAGGGGACUUAGCUGAUAUUUCUGGAGGCCCCUUGGCAGACCUUGGUGGGGAUUACGACAGUCAUAUAAGGAGUUUGCUAUAUGGGCAAUGGUGCUAUGGGUAUGCCUCGUCCUCACUUCUGGUCUCUGAUCCUCCCUCAACCGCACCUAUCCUGCCUAAUCCCUCGUUAUCAACACCCCUUCUGCCUAAUCUUGCCCAUUUCCAGAGCCAAAGGCCAUGGGGUACCGCUCGUCGACCCAUGCCACUGCAGCAGAAUGUAAGUUCUCAAAUGCAGACAAAUAUUAUGGUCUCGGGACCAAUGCAAAGCAAAUCUGGUUUAUGUAAGGAAGACAGGCGUAGUAGAUCGCGGGGAACUGGCACAUUCAUUCCCAAUUCGAAUGGUAGUUUGUGCAGUGAGAGCUCCUCCUCCUUACAAGGGAGGGGAAAGGAUCGGACACCAGGGAAUCACCGUCCGGUCCAGAUACUCACUCGUCACAUGGGUUCUCCUCCUGCGAUGCCUGAGAAGAAGUCCUCGUCGUCAUCAUCAUCAUCUGAGGAAGGGAGCCGCGAGAUUCCAUCUGCACGCUCAGUGGCUCUGCAUCCUGGAGAGUCUGGAUUAUCCCGGAAUGUUACCCAGUCCAUGUCGGAUGUUCCGCGUGCUGCCCGUGCCGGUGCCGGUGCUUCUGCUGGUGCUUCUGCUUCCAUUACACCUCAGGAACUUAGGUUUGGAUCGUUUGGGCAUCCGCCAGAGGAAAGCAGCAGCAGCAGCAGCAGCAGCAGCGCAUCUUCUAGGGGUAAGGGAUUGAGUCCCAGCGUCGUGACACUGGAAAGGGUUGCAGAGCAGUUGUACCACCUGAAGAACGCAGAGGAUUUCCCUCCUUUGAGUUAGCAAGCAAGGAUGUUGAUGUUGCUGUUGAGUUCGUUUAGAUGAAAGAGCAAGACAUGACAUAGAUGCCUGCCAUAGUAUAGUAUAGUAUAGUAGAAAGGAUAAAAUACCAGUAGAGGAGAGAGAAAUGCUUUUCUGUUUUGUAGCCUUUUGUUUUCAAACUUAUUUAACUGUUGGUGUCGGGUUUGAUGUUGUAACCGGACAGUUGGUGUCUGUCUGUAUAUUCUUAUCUCCCUCCCUCCCUCCCUCCCUGUACAUUGCCGCCAUAGAGCAUACAGCGUAUAAUUACCUGAUAGAUAAUAAUAUUUACAUAGACCUUAGAAGAAGAAGAAAAGAAAAGAGCUUUGACCAA
Messenger RNA from Diospyros lotus (date-plum), 3261 nucleotides. RefSeq lists its product as uncharacterized. The record is from RefSeq and is a predicted model, not a curated record. Bases 528 to 2912 code for a protein of 794 amino acids. The transcript is spliced from 10 exons. Lineage: Eukaryota; Viridiplantae; Streptophyta; Magnoliopsida; Ericales; Ebenaceae.